Messenger RNA from Thamnophis sirtalis, 1101 nucleotides. The record is from RefSeq and is a predicted model, not a curated record. NCBI's taxonomy places the organism in Eukaryota, Metazoa, Chordata, Lepidosauria, Squamata, Natricidae.
AUGGAAUGCCAAGCCGCCUUCGAGAAGUUAAAGCGGCUUUUCGCGGAGGAACCAGUCCUCAAACACCCGGACAUGGACGCAGCUUUUGUGGUUCAAGCUGACGCCAGUGACGUGGCUGUGGGGGCUAUGUUGCUUCAAGCUAAUGGUCAAGUCAGUUUUUCUGGGCCCACAUUUCAAGGCUUUUUGCUAGAAGCUCGCAAUGCUGACCGCUUGGAUGACCCACCCAUUGGUUCUUUUGCAUUAGCUGAUCGGAGACAAUCUCAGCUCCUUAGAUGUGGACAUGUAAAGAACUCAGCUGUUAGUCACACCAGUAAAUCUAAGAAAAACCAUAUGGAUGCUUAUUGGAUUGCUCCUAGCGAUGCGCCAAAGAAAGUACAAUUUCUACUCACAAUUGUACAAAAAUACAUUAUCUACUGGGUAAAAAUCCCUGGUCCUAAGAUUUCUCAAGCAGGUAUACUUCCUUUCACAACAAUAAUGUUUACUAAUUGGACCAUUCCAGCAUCCUUGCCUGUCUCUUCCCUAAGUCAACCAGGUGGUGGUGAUGAUGCAUAUUUUUGCAUUAGUGAAGUUUAUUCUGUUAACAUGAGGACAGCUGCCCUGGUUGGGCGAUCUUAUCCAGACUUUAACUCGAAGAAUGCUUUGGAGAAUAUAACUUGGAGACUGGCUGAUGGCCUUAUCCAGUGUGCUUUCAGAAGAAAAAUUCACCUCCCAGCUUCUACAGGAAGAUAUAAUCUGGAUGCAAACUAUUACAUAUUUCUGGCUGAUGGUGAAAUCAGUACAGAAGGUGAAAUCUACAAACACCAACAACAGCCUUUGAUUACAAAUGGAAAAUACAACAUUCUCGGUCCAUUAAAAGAUAUUGGAGGAUCCCGCUCUCCAUUCCUGAUCAAAAUGCAUGGUGCCCUAAUGUUUGUUGGAUGGAUAACCGCAGUUAGCAUAGGGGUGAUUGUUGCCCGGUUUUUCAAGUCUGUCUGGCCUCAUACUCUACUGUUUGGAGAAGAGAUUUGGUUUCAGAUCCAUCGUUCCUUGAUGAUGAUAACAGUAUUGCUCACAAGCAUAUCUUUUGUUCUUCCUUUUAUAUAUCGAGGAGGCUGGAAUAAA